Molecule: messenger RNA, 8073 nt
Organism: Equus caballus (horse)
Lineage: Eukaryota; Metazoa; Chordata; Mammalia; Perissodactyla; Equidae
Source: RefSeq, a predicted model, not a curated record
GGAAAAAAAUAAAAUCUUUAUAAAAAAAUUAGCACAAAUUUAGUGUCAUUAAGUAAUAUAUAUUAAAAUGGAAACUCAAAAGUUCUUAAAAAUUUUAAGCUUAAAAAUUACUCCAAAUUACUUAAUUGUAACCAUUUUCAACAUUAGCUGGAUAUCAUUGUAGUUGAAUAUACAUAUCUAUGCCUAUGUACAAAUAGAGGGAUAAAUGGAUGGGGGGAUGGAUGAUGGACGGAUGAAUAAAUGAGUGGAUAAGUAGAAAGAGAAACAAAACAUAUUUUACAGAAACUGAAUCAUACCAUAAUUAUUUGAUUAAAAUAUUAAAUUUAAUUAUACUUGAAUUUAUCAGAAAAAAUGGAACAGGAAUGAAUCUAAGAAUGUUGUUGAACUUUAAAUGUUUCAUAAACAUUAGUUUAUUAAUACUUAAAAUACCCCUUAUGGUUAAGAAUAAAGAUAAGAAAAAUAGUGAGGGGGUAUAAUUUUAAGUUUCAUUUUUAAGUAGUAUCAGUUCAAUUCUGCCAUUAAUGAUGAAAUUAACACCUUUUUACCCACUUUCUCUCUACCUAUCUCCUAGUUUUUGUAGCAAUUUCUGCUUUCUAAAAGUGUUUAAAACCUACAUUCUCUUUUAUAAUCAUAAUCUCUGCACUUUUGUUUUAUUUUUGCAUUUAAAUGGAUUCAGUGCUCUUCCCUGGACAUUUUACCAUAUUCAUGGUAUAUGAGGGAUUUUUUUUUUUUUAAUCAUCUCUUGGUUGGCUGGAUUUCAUUGUCAAGUUAAUUUUUUGGAUGCAUUUUCGGGUAAGGUUCAUGGAUGCCAUACUAUCGAGAAUUCUGUUUGCUCUUAAAAUUUUAUGAUUACCUAUGUCUGGCUUUUUUUACUUCAGAGAGGAUACUGAGCGCUCACUACUGUGCUAGACUGAGUAUACAGAGAUGCAUGUUUCGAAAUUCCUGACCUGGAAAACUUUACUGUACUAAGUGCAGUCACAAUUAAGCCCGAGAUGUUGUAUGAGUUUUCAAGACAGGAGGAGCAGAUUGAUCAAGAACAGAGAUAAGAAACAUCACGCAGAGGUACCACGGGAAUUUAAAUAGUGCUGGAGGGCCUGGUGAGACAGAAUAGGAUGACAGCAGGUCUGGAGCUGUAGACCUAUACCAGUGCUUAGAGGCCUGGAACCCAAAUUUCUUCAUAGGAAAUGGUAUAAUAUAUUGGGUCAGUCAGUUUCCACCCCACUCCCACCUCUAUCCUCAGGGCCCUGCUGUUUGCUGCCAGUAUUUUACUGUCUUUUGGCGUGGAGUGUUAAAUUUGUCAUUUCAUGGCAUUUUCAUUCUUUUUUGAGUUGGCUCUAUUACAGAGUUAUGACUUUUUCAAGAAUGGCUCUUAUAGCACACAUAUUCCCUGAAAAAUUUUUGGCACACAUUUGACAGUCUGCCACUUGCUUUAACACUUGAAAACAACUUGGCCGCUAAUCCUAUUGUGGUAUCACACCUUCUUUUUAUCAAUAUCUGCAGCUACUACUCUGUUUUCAAACAGUAGAUGUUGCUUUAUAAAAGGGUAAAGCUAGUUUAAUGUUCAGUACUUAUAAGAGACUUUCUUCUUCUCUUAGGAUAUCUGAAGAAUUUCAUUUGUUUGUUUUAUCCUUUAAGAUAAAAAAGUGUAAGUGGGCGUUGUGAAUUUCUAUAAGUUGUCCUCUGUCUUUUUUUUCUUGAAAAAAUAUGUCCCAUUUUCAUUUAUGGUUUCAGUUCUUCCUGCAUCCAAGGAAUAUUUCACUGUGUUUAUCUUGAAUAAUUGUCUGGUUUAUUUGUUAACCUCUUUAUUAUUGUGUUACACCAUUUGUCCUUUCUUUUUUUUUGAUCUAGUGUCUUCUAAUUAGUUACGUAUUUAUCUCUUCCCUUUACACUCAUCUCAAAUCUAUAUAUCAGUGUUUCAGUUUGAAGUUUUAUGUUUUCUUCUGGUUCUAAUUUGUUUAUUUAGUCCAUUUUGACGUUGUUCAGAGUCUUAUUUUUUUUUUCUCAGCUCUAAAUUCUCCAUUUUUAUUUCUUUGCCUUGACUCAUCGUUUUGUCUUCGAGCUCUUGUUUUAUUGAACCUAGUUGCCUAAAUUCUGUACCAUGAAGAAUUCUCAUGUAGUUGCUCUUCUAUUUCUUACGUUUAAUUUCAAACUAUAUCUUUUGUUUCUUUAUUUCUUUCUCCUUUGUUGUACUCAAUAUGUUUACAUAGUUGCUGUGCCCUUUUUUUCUUGCUGCUCCUGUUUAAUUUGGAUUUCUCUUCUCAGCCUACUAUAUUUUACUAUAGGUGAGUUUACUCUGCCACUCUCUGUUUUUGUCUUGGUGUGGGAGCUGAAAAGUUCACUUUUCCCCACCCCCCUCAAAAAAGGUGUCAACCUCCUCAUCCCCAGAUUCUGUGAAUGUUACCAUAAGUGUCAAAGUGUCAACAGAGCCAUUGCAGAUGGGAUUAAGUUAAGGAUUUUGAAAUGGGAAGAUAAUCCUGGAUUGCCUGUGUGGGGCUGAUGGAAUCACAAGAAUCUUUGUGGGAGGGAGGGAGAAGAGUAAUAGAGCAGAGAUAUGACUAUGGAAGCAGAAGUUGAAGUGAGGAGUUUUGAAGAUGAAGGAAGGAGCAAGAGUCAAGGAUUGUAGUUAGCCUCUAGAAUGGAUUUUCGCCUCGAGCCGCCAGGCAGAACCAAUCCUGAGGACACCUUGAUUUUAGGCCAUUAAGACCCAUAAUGGAAUUCUGACCUGCAGAACUAUAAGAUAAUAAAUUUAUAUUUUAAGCAACUAAAUUUGUGGUAAUUUGCUAUAGCAGCAAGAGGAAACUAACACAAUAAGGGAUCUUUAGAAUAAUCCUUUCUCUUACAUUUAGACCUAAUUUGAGCCAUUUUAUUUUUGGGAGAGGUGUUUUUUUUAUUUACGGAGUAUUGAGUUAAUAAUUCUUAUUCAUUAGCCUGGUCAAGGAAUCGCUUAUGUUUAUUUCAUUGAAUUAUAUUUUCUUUUUAUCUCAGAUCACCCGUGCCUUCCUGAUGCUCCUCCCUGUAGGCAUAUAUUUUAAUGAACUUGACUUCUAUCCUUGGAAAUUAAUUCUAUAGCAUGCACCUACUACAUUUUGCUUAUCCAUUCUUCUUGGGUUGGAAACUAAACUAAAAUUCCAAAUCCCUGUUAGUAUAAUGAUGCUAUGACUGUCAUCCUUGUAAAGACCCUCUUAUGGCGUGGGGUUCUGUGGACAUAGGCUAUAUGCUUAUUUAAUUUUACAAAAUGUAGGCUAAUUGAUCUUCAACAUGGCUACAUAGAUCAAUACUUCAUUUUACAUCAUGGUCUUUAUUAGAUCAUUUAAGUCCUUUUUUCACAUAUCCUUCUAACCGUUUGUAAGGUUUGAUCUAAUUUUAUCAUUUGAGAGACGUGAAAUAGUAUCUAAUCCUUGUUUUUACUUUUUCUGAUAGCUAAUAAGGCUGAGAAUUUCUUGAUAAAUGUGCCUAUCAUUUAGUGGUUGUGAGAGACUGAGCCCAUGGUAUUGGGGGGAACACUCAAAGACAGGGGCUGUUGGGGGUAAAGGAAACUGAAGGAGACUAGAUCAUGGCCUGGUUCUAAUGUAACUGCUAAGGUUGGAAGUAAAUACAUAUUGCUCCUAAGGGUGGAGGUGUAUUCAGUGGUAUUUAGGAGGUAGAACAAAGCUAACCUCAGAGUUCAAACCCCAUACAGAGCCCAGCUGUUUCCAGAAGAUUUAGACUGGGGCCUGGACCAGAAGCAUAAAGAAUGAGACCUUUAGGCUUGACCAAGACAGGAUUCAUGAUGAGGGCUGGGGCUGGAAAGCCAGGGGCUUCCUCUUUUCCCAAAUUGCUUGAGAAAUGACAAGGGAAAGGGUGGCAAGAGAGACAAUGGCUUGUUUUAAAAAUACAAAAGACUGUUCUCAAUAGUGGGGGAAAUUCAAUAAAUGUUAGAGUUGUAUGGAAUUAUGAGAUCUUCUCAAAUCCAUACCUAUUUACCAAUAUACACCUCACAUAUAACUUACAUUUGUACAUAAGUUAAACAGCACUAUUAAUAAGAUACAACUUUUACUGUUUUCUAUGAGACAGGCAUGAUUCUAAGCCAAGUUCUCUCAAGUACUGCCUUAUCCUCACCACUGAGAAGAUUUAGUAAUGUGGUUACCUUAGACACAUAAAGUAAUUUCCUUUGUUUAAUGUAAGUCACCUGUCCUCUGGUUUUGAUAUCAAGUAUAAGGUGUAAAAAUUUAAGUUAAUGAUCAUUUCCAUUGGAUAAAAGGCAUCAUCCUAGUCAAUGGAUUGUCACAGCCCUGCAGUCCUUGAAUACCAGCUGGGUCCCUGGAGUGCACUGAUGUAAUCCAUAGGUCAUAGUAUAUGCUGAGGCCUUAAAGAGGGCUUGCAUCAUAAUAGCCCUGAUGGUGUACUGAGCACUGGUCAGGACAGUGAUUUAGUGAGGAGAUAGCCUCUCAAAUGGUUUGUUGUUCUUGACUGUAUUAAUUUGAUUCUGUAUCAUCAAUGACUUUCGGAGAGCAGAGUUUCAGAGAGAAAGGUAACUGAUUUGAGUCACUCUCCAAAGAGUUGAAUCAUGAAGCGGAAACAAAAAAGGAAACACCUGGAAGAUGCAUACAUCCCCCAAAGUUCGAACAAGACAAAAAAAACGUUGAGUUUACAAGAAUAUGCUCUGCAGCCUAGACACGAUAGAGUGGUCCCAACUCAAGACCAGGAAGCAAAGGAUUCUUCUCCUUCAGAAUACUUCCCCGGCGUCUCUUCUGUAGACAAGCUGGCUGGUGCUGGAAUCUCAAACUUUAACCAAUAUAAUCCUCAAUUUGGGUACUCUUUGGAGAACAACAACAUGGUCCGUGAGGCACGAGACAGAUCCUCUGAAUCAGAAUACUUCUCAUGCUACUCUAGUUUCUCAAAUUUUUACAAUGUCUCUAACACUGAAGUCUUAGACUCAGUUGAAGACGAUGAGCAGCCUGGACCCUCUGGGUUGCCCCAAAGAACCCUUCCGAGGGCAAAGGAUUCAGACUCAGACGACGUGACCUCUGUGUCUUCUUCAGGAGUCAGUCAAGUACAGAAAAGUGUUUCUUCUCUUGGAUACCCUUUGGUAUCUCUAUCCCAGAACAGGGAGCAAUGGGAAUCUCCCUUUCCACCUCCUUUGGAUAAUAAUAAUAAGCCCCCAGUGCGUGUAACAGAGGAAACGAUCACAAAAAUUUGCUACAUUGCUGUCCCAAGAAAAAGGAGUACAGCUGUCUUAGAUACAGAGGAAAGGUUGGACCCCCCAAGAAAGAAGAAGAGAAAGAAGAGAUGAGCUUUCCUGAAGAGAUCCACACACCAGUCAGCCUCUCUGCUUUGGUUACGAAGGAACUCCCAACUGAGAGUGAGACCAAUUUUGCUGGCGAAGCUCAAGAGAAAGAGGAGGAUGCUGGCACUUCAGCAGAGCCUACAGCUCCGGGGGAAUGUUCUAGUGCCAACGUGCCUGAACCCCCGGUGGCCGUGGACAAUGACUUCAAGUGCAUGGGCUGCUGCGGGAUCUUCCCCAGCUUAGAGGUCCUUCAGAAGCAUGUGGAGCACGGGAUUGAGUAGGGCUUUAGCUGCCAUGCUUUCCAUCUUGCCAUGGCUUUCCUACAGAGCAAGAAGAACAAGAAAAAGAAGAAGAAGAAGAUCAAGAAGACAACAUCUACAUUCCAGUAAGAAAAAUAUUUUAGCACGAAAACCACCUUGUGCCAGUAAACAGAUUUUUUUUUUUUUUUUCCAGCCCCUAAAAGGGAGGAAGUGAAGCAGGCCACACUCUACUGAGAGGGCUUCACCUUUGCCAUCCAGGCAUAGUACCUGCCUUUGUUUAUGCAUAUCUCCACCCCCACCACUACCACCACACCCCUAGUAGGAGCAGACACUCACUUUUAACACUAUCUACUGCUGUCCCGAGAAGGAGGGAGAAGAAGGCUGAUCAUACCACGCAGAAGAGCAAGAUUUCCUCACAUAAACUAAAGAGCAGUGAACACCAGUUUGUCAUCUCCAGCACCACAAUGAGGAAAGGAGACUCAUCGCAAGAGGAAACUGCUGUGGGCCAGACUGUACAAGAGCAACACAGACCCAUUGGCCUGAAGAUUUCAAAUGAUGGUGUCCAGCACACUCCUACAGGCAGAUGAGACCACCACAAUUCUCAUGAGCCCCACAGCAUCGAGUAAGGGCUGGCCUGAAGAUAGAUGCACCCGAUCCUCUGUAGCUGCUCCCAGUUGCCCUGAGAAAACAUGGUGCCCAGCUCUUGAGAAAAUAUCUACAUAUAGCUGUGAGGAGCCCAAGGAAUACUGGGAAUACUACAUUCUCAGGAGACCUCUGGAAAGACUUUCUUGCUCACCCCCCUCAGGGAGUCAGCAGCCACCGAAAAUAACUGCACGAUUGCCUUGUGGAGAAGAGACAGAAUAGGUAGAGACAUGUUAGUACCACGGGAAGCAAAUUUCUCAUACCUAGAGCAAUCAGCUGUGGAACAGAAGAUCGAUGACAACCGGGCAGAAAUUUAGGGGAGGAGACUGCUAAAUUGACAGAGGGUUUAAAAGGCUAUUCUAAUUUCUUUUCUCACUUUGAGAUCUACUUCAUUCUUCUCAAGUCACUUUCAUUUGUUGCAGGCUCAAACACCUGGCUCAUAGUCUUACUCUUCAGCUCACAUACUGACUUUCACUCUGUCCAACUUCAUUAUUCUCCCCCACAUAUAACAUCCAUGAAUACAUGCUUGAUGCAUGAAUGUGAACACUACAGAAUUUCAAUAGUACAGAUUGUAAUACACCUUCUUUCCUGCACUCAUCCCAACACAUUUCCCUUAAAUGUUCUUUAUUAACAAUUUUACGCAUUCUUCUAUAUCCUUUUCUUUAUAUGAACAAUAUACCUCUUCCCAUAUCUUCCUCUCAUAUACUCACUUGCCCAGUUAUUCGACUGGAGGGCGCACUUUCUUAUUAAGAGAGGAAAAGAAUGAAACCAAAGGCAACUGUAACUCACCCCUUGGCGCCUCUCGGCUUAUGCACAUGGAAGCACACAAACACUUCUUAUACAGUCAUGUUAGGAAGGAUGGAACAUAUAAUAAAUCAUGUAUACAUACAGGUGCCCCAAAGAAGGAAAAAGUGCAAGGCAGAUGAAAGCAAAAGCAACUGUAAUUCACCUCUUGGUGUCUGUGAACUUGUGCACACGCAGGUGCACAUACACUUCUUAUGCAUACAUAUCUAUGAGGAAGGAUGGAACACAGAACAGUUUCAAGAUAAUCAAAUAUGUAUAUAAACAGGUGUCCCAAAUGCCAUAGUGCAGUUUUAAGCUUAAUCACUUUGGACGUGUAAAAGCUAUCAACUUCUGAAAAAUAUAAUCUGCGUGUCAUUUGCACUGUAUUUUCAAAGAUAAAUUUCAAUUUUUGUUUGUCACUCUGACGUCUUCAAUCAGAAGGACAGAAACAAACAAUGGAAAUUGAAAAAGUCUUAUAACAAUUCUCAAAACUCUACAGGAGAAGGGAAAUUAAAACAAUUCAAGUCUCAAAUGAGGAUCUCUAUAAUUUGUAGCUUUUACCCUUCUGAAAUUAUUAAAGCUUAAAACUGCACUAUGGCAUUUGGGACACCUGUUUAUAUACAUAUUUGAUUAUCUUGAAACUGUUCUGUGUUCCAUCCUUCCUCAUAGAUAUGUAUGCAUAAGAAGUGUAUGUGCACCUGCGUGUGCACAAGUUCAUAGACACCAAGAGGCGAAUUACAGUUGCUUUUGCUUUCAUCUGCCUUGCACUUUUUCCUUCUUCUUUUGAUAGGAGACUCUACCUUCUGGCCAAAUAUGUGGGCAAGUAAGUCAGACUAGCCAAGUAAAGUCAUUGCUUCACUGCUUGACUUCCAUGACUGACCCUAGGGGUAAACAUCGAUGAGUGUUGGACCAAUCUGUACUGAUCGCUUGGAAAAUUAAAACAUAAGACAUACAGCUUGUGGGGGUUAGUGGUGAGUUUUCUAUUGUCUGCAACUCACAUUUACAUCUAGGAGCCUCUACCACCGGACUUGCUUCAAUUCCUCUUUUUGGAAAGAACUGGCUGUUUUGACUAUUACUUUAAUUCGCUGAGCUUCCCUCCUAACCCUUAAAUAAAUGCUUCCU